AGGAGAUGGAGUCAGUGUAACUCCCUCCCUCCCUCUCUCUCUCUCUCUGUGCCUGAUCCUCUGGAGGAGCGAGCAGCCUGCUGUUGGAAGCGCAGGAGAGUCUCUGGAGUCACCAAGGACCGGCGGAUAUGACCGACUGACAUUCACACUUUCUUUCUCAUUUUUUAACCCCAGACUUCAAUGGCUUUGAAAGAGAGCCUCCUCACCUGGGGAUUCCUGCUGUGGUCUAUGACGUGGAGCUCGGCUCAGACUUUCACGCCACAUGAAGGGUCUUCGGUCAGUCCCAUUUUUCAUCGAACAACUCCACCUGACACAGAGAGGGGGAUGAACAGCACUGAAGCUCCCACGAACAAUUACACAGUCCUGAGCUGCGCAUCGCUGCUGCCCCCACGGCGAGGUUCUUUCUAUGUAGAGAAGGGCAGUGGGAUGUCCGUGGGCACGGUGUUGGCGUUCUGGUGCCUCGAGGGGUACCAGCUGGUGGGCAGCGAGAAAAUCACCUGUGUCCUGCGCAGCAACACCGCUCAGUGGAGCAACUACCCGCCUGACUGCGAGGCCAUUCCCAAACCAGAGGACCGUGGGCUGAGAGUGGCCGUGCUGGCAUCGGUAGUGAGCAGCAUCGUCAUCCUCGCCAUGUCCGUGUCCUUCAUUAUCUGCUGCCUGCAGGAGCGCAUGAGCAAAGGGAGGGCAGAACGGACAGACGGACGGGGCAGAAUGAGAGACAAGCGCAAAUCAUCCUGGAGGAGUGAGUGCUGGCUGGAGAGAGAUGAAGGAGACUGGGAAGCUUUUCCUCCACCUAAAAUUUACAAUCUUUCCCAGCACCUUGACCCCCAUUUGACCCCUGAGAGCCCGGUAUAUAUGGGGGGACUGGCUGGUUAUGAUAACCGCGGGUAUCAGAGGAGUCAGGAAAACCUCCUAAAAGCUCCUCUUCCUGGGCUUUACCGUACGGAAAGUCAGAUGUACCCUCAUGUGGUCCUGCAGAGGGUGCCCACACCCACUGUACCGACUGCACCCAGUGCGCCCAUCUACCUCCGCCUCUCCACCCCUCCGCCCACAGAAAGCCCCACCGAACAGCCUGCUCUGCCGCCGUACCCCAAUGCCACUCCACAGCGUCUGUGGCCAUAG
Megalobrama amblycephala (Wuchang bream) is the source of this 1122-nucleotide messenger RNA. RefSeq lists its product as uncharacterized. Bases 181 to 1122 code for a protein of 313 amino acids. The record is from RefSeq and is a predicted model, not a curated record. The transcript has 5 exons. Gene Ontology annotation, cellular component: plasma membrane. NCBI's taxonomy places the organism in Eukaryota, Metazoa, Chordata, Actinopteri, Cypriniformes, Xenocyprididae.